Messenger RNA from Closterium sp. Naga37s-1, 1260 nucleotides. NCBI's taxonomy places the organism in Eukaryota, Viridiplantae, Streptophyta, Zygnematophyceae, Desmidiales, Closteriaceae. The record is from the annotation of a GenBank genome assembly.
AUGCCUCUACAAUUCUCCCGACUUUCUUCCCCCUCACAGGCGCAGCAGGAGCAGCGGGAUGAGAAGUUGAUAAACGACGAGCAGCUUCAGGCUGCUGAGCAGGUACGCGUGGAAGUCGAGAAGCAGAGAAUGCUGGCGGCAAUUGGAGAGUGGAAGCCCCAGGAGAAUGUGGGGAAGCAGUGGCGGCGGAAUUUGCAUAAACGGAGCUGGCGGAAGAAGAGCAAGAAGCAGCAGCAGCUGGCGAAGGCGGCUCAGGAGAAGGCGGCUCAGGAGAAGGCGGCUCAGGAGAAGGCGGCUCAGGAGAAGGCGGCUCAGGAGAAGGCGGCUCAGGAGAAGGCGGCUCAGGAGAAGGCGGCUCAGGAGAAGGCGGCUCAGGAGAAGGCGGCUCAGGAGAAGGCGGCUCAGGAGAAGGCGGCUCAGGAGAAGGCGGCUCAGGAGAAGGCGGCUCAGGAGAAGGCGGCUCAGGAGAAGGCGGCUCAGGAGAAGGCGGCUCAGGAGAGGGCGGCACAGGAGAAGGCGGCUCAGGAGAAGGCGGCUCAGGAGAGGGCGGCUCAGGAGAGGGCGGCACAGGAGAGGGCGGCACAGGAGAGGGCGGCACAGGAGAGGGCGGCACAGGAGAGGGCGGCACAGGAGAGGGCGGCACAGGAGAGGGCGGCACAGGAGAGGGCGGCACAGGAGAAGGCGGCACAGGAGAAGGCGGCACAGGAGAAGGCGGCACUGGAGAAGGCGGCACAGGAGAAGGCGGCACAGGAGAAGGCGGCAGAGGAGAAGGCGGCACAGGAGACGGCGGUUCAGGAGAGGGCGGCACAGGCAACGCCUGGACAGGCAACGCCGGCACAGGCAACGCCGGCACAGGCAACGCCGGCAGGAGUGACGCCGGCAGGGAAAACGACGGCUCCGAAGACGGCGGCACAGCAGACGGCGGCACAGGAGGCGGCGGCACAGGAGGCGGCGGCACAGGAGGCGGCGGCACAGGAGGCGGCGGCACAGGAGGCGGCGGCACAGGAGGCGGCGGCACAGGAGGCGGCGGCACAGGAGGCGGCGGCACAGGAGGCGGCGGCACAGGAGGCGGCGGCACAGGAGGCGGCGGCACAGGAGGCGGCGGCACAGGAGGCGGCGGCACAGGAGGCGGCGGCACAGGAGGCGGCGGCACAGGAGGCGGCGGCACAGGAGGCUGCGGCACAGGAGGCGGCGGCACAGGAGGCGGCGGCACAGGAGGCGGCAGCACAGGAGGCAGUGGCACAGGAGACGGUGGCAUAG